Pseudophryne corroboree (corroboree frog) is the source of this 2349-nucleotide messenger RNA. It is a transcript of the gene HMX3, whose product is annotated as H6 family homeobox 3. NCBI's taxonomy places the organism in Eukaryota, Metazoa, Chordata, Amphibia, Anura, Myobatrachidae. The transcript has 2 exons. Gene Ontology annotation, cellular component: nucleus. The coding region runs from base 221 to 1162 and encodes 313 amino acids. Gene Ontology annotation, molecular function: RNA polymerase II transcription regulatory region sequence-specific DNA binding; DNA-binding transcription factor activity, RNA polymerase II-specific. Gene Ontology annotation, biological process: regulation of transcription by RNA polymerase II. The record is from RefSeq and is a predicted model, not a curated record.
UCUCGCCUUUUCCCAGUUGCUAUCAGUCUCCCCGGUUUGCAGGUGCUGCUUGCUACUCCCUGGAUGGCUGUUUAGUUUAUCACUUUACCUAGACAUUUCCUGGCCUUCCCAAUGUUGGCUUGGGAGACCUAGCCCCCACUUGCCUACCUCAUCCCAUCUCCUUUCCAGAUCCGGAUUUCAGGUUCCACUGGGAAAGGUUUUGGCUUUCAGCUUUUGGUUGAUGGUUACAUCAGACCUUACCAUGCCUGAGACAGGACAAGAAAGUAGCACCCCACCGGCCAAGGAGUCCCCCUUUUCCAUUAAGAGCCUCCUGACUUGUGAGCCACCCAGGGCUGCGCGCCCACAUAAGGCACUCUUCACCCCCAUCAAAGGAACUUUGGACGGAGCGGCCUUUGCCCUAUCUCCACUGACAGACCUCUCCUUUCCCCGGCUGGAGAUCCCAACGCAGAGGUUCGCCUUACCUGCACAUUACUUUGAGAGGUCCCCUGCCUGGUGGUACUCCUACACCCUGACGCAUGGAGGUCACACACACAGGACUGAAGCUCCAGAGAAGAGCCUGCUGCUUGGUCCUCCGUCACCGGUGUCUGGGGGCGAGAGAGACUCUCCAGAACCCAUCCGUUCCCUUAAACCAGACCUGGACUCCAAGGAGAAUGACUCCAAAAGUCCAGAGGAGAUCAUACUGGAGGAGAGCGACCCUGAGGACGGCAAGAAAGACGAAAGUGGCGAGGACUGGAAGAAAAGGGAGGACAGUCCGGACAAGAAGCCCUGUAGGAAGAAGAAGACCAGGACAGUGUUCUCAAGGAGCCAGGUCUUCCAGCUGGAGUCCACCUUUGACAUGAAGAGGUACCUCAGCAGCUCAGAGAGGGCAGGACUGGCGGCCUCUCUGCACCUGACAGAGACUCAAGUCAAAAUCUGGUUCCAGAACCGGAGAAACAAAUGGAAAAGGCAGCUGGCUGCAGAACUUGAGGCUGCCAACCUUAGCCACGCAGCUGCCCAGAGGAUCGUGCGAGUGCCCAUCUUGUACCAUGAGAACUCCUCCAGUGCAGAGAGUGCCAACUCUGCUGCCAAUGUGCCAGUCAGUCAGCCCCUCCUGACUUUCCCUCAUCCUGUAUACUACUCCCAUCCUGUAGUCACAUCAGUGCCCUUACUCAGGCCAGUCUGAGGGCAGUUGAGCGCCUGGGCACCUGGCACUGGGUAGGGAUGGACAAAAGUGUCACUAAGACCCUCCGGUUUGGUGGACAGGAUAGGCCACUAUGAGUAAUUAACGCUGCAGAACUUCUCCAAAGUGUUUGUAAGUACUGAAGAUGGCUGUACCCCAGGGAAGGGGCAGGUCGCGCAAUGUUUAGAAACGAGACUCCUAAAAAUACAGGAUAUUUUUUUUUUAAGUGAAUAAAAUGCGCAGGCAAUUUGUGACACCGGAUAUUUUUUAUUACUAUUAUUUCAUUAACAAAAGGGCAAAUAUAAUUACACUGAUUUCUGUUCAAUUUGCCAAAUACUCAAGAACUGAAUUCAAUCGCAACCUUUUAUUGCAGAUCAGUUACCACUAAACGCUGUAGUUUCAUUUUCUUUUGCAAGCAGAACGAACGCAUUGUCUAUUUGUAUAAAUAGUUGUUUUGCUCAAUUUUGUAACUCCUUUUCGUGUUUAAUUAUUAUUUUUUUACCCAAUUAUAUUAUUUAUUAUAAAGGCUUAUUCGGUCUUCAAAACCCAAGGCCGCCACCUAUUUUAAGGUUUUUCUGUCCAUUAAGCAUUUUGACUUGAAACAAAAACUGUACAUUUUUUUAUUACUUUUUUGUUUGUUUUUAAAACUUCUGUGUUGUAAUAUAAAUAUAUAUAUUUUUGUUUGGAAUGUGCAAUAUGAAUGUUAGUUGGCAGCCCCUUUGACGAUUAUUGUUUUACUAAUCAUAACAGAAAAAGAGGAUGGGAACAUAAAUAAUGUUUAAAUCACAAAAGGUAAAAACAGUAAUAAGUAGUGAUGUAUAAUAAAACCAAUAUAUAACUACAGGAAUUUCAACGGAAAAUAGGGGCUGAAAACUUGAGUGUGUCACGGAAAAUGAGACUAGAAGCUGGGCUUUGUAAUAAGGGACAAUCAAUAAUGUAAUUUAAGUUAUUUUGUAAAUAUACCGUAUCCACACAUUGUGGGGUUCUGGUGGCUCUGCGCUAUCCCCCCCAUCCCCUCCCCCGUACCCCUCUUCCCACCCCCAGUUACUUGUUGCAUAGGAAAGUAUACGUGGCAAGGGCGCAGGGUACCGACUCCCCACCUGUAUCUUGGACAUAUUUCAGACUUUUUUUUUUUUUAAUAAAAUAUAUUUGUAAAAAUUAAUGUUUGUUGUGAAAAUGAAAAAAUAAAA